Messenger RNA from Pseudomassariella vexata, 1560 nucleotides. RefSeq lists its product as uncharacterized. Bases 1 to 1560 code for a protein of 519 amino acids. The transcript is spliced from 3 exons. Lineage: Eukaryota; Fungi; Ascomycota; Sordariomycetes; Amphisphaeriales; Pseudomassariaceae. The record is from RefSeq and is a predicted model, not a curated record.
AUGUUGCUGAGGGCUCACAGUUGGUUUCUACUGCUCUGGGCUCGUAGCGUCUGGAAAGUAGUGGCCGUAUGGCAAGUUCCACUGGAGUAUGCACUCACCCCUUCACAGGACGGGCACUUCCUCCAAGACUCUGACGGGGAGCCAUUCUUCUGGCAAGCUGACACGGCAUGGCUCUUGUUCCAUCGACUGAAUUACAGCGAAUGCGAGACCUACCUAUCGGACCGGGCCCGUAAAGGGUUCAACAUGGUGCUCGCAGUCGGAUUCACGCAAAUAGGAAUCGAUAGUCCGAACCGUAAUGGCGAUCUUACCUUCGUCGAUGAGGAUGUGACGAGGCCUAAUGAGCCCUAUUGGGCGUACAUGGACUCCAUCAUUAAGCUCGCUUGGAGCAAGGGUAUUCGCAUUGCGUUGGUUCCCGCGUGGGGUUAUUACGUCCACUCAGACCAUCCAGAGAAUAUGGGCUCCGUCUUGAACAAGAGCACAGCCCGAAACUUCGGUACCUUUAUUGGCCAACGGUACCCUUAUCUGCCCAAGCUACUCUUCGCAGACACGAACCCCUGGUGGCUCAACAAGACCGCGGUGAAGGAUGACUAUGCAGCUGGUGGUGUACCUCCUCAGCACCAACACAUUGACUGGACCCCUAUCUACGAUGAGCUGGCCAAUGGUCUUGUCGUGGGAGAGCGAAAUGCUGUUGCCUCCCAGCACAAGCAACUUUCGAAAUCCAUUGAGCCGUCCAAAUGGUGGCCCCUCAUGACGAUCCAUCCCACCAAUCAAUGGUUCAGCGGUGGCCCGGUUGCUCUCGCAAGCGCUUUCGUGGGCGCUCGUCCAUGGCUCACCCUCGAUACGAGCCAGUCCGGACAUGUUGACUAUCCUCCUAAUCCUCCCCUUCCGUGGUGGAACUGCCGCCGUGGAUGGGAGACUGUGGAGUUGAUGUAUGCCGUUGGUGAGAACACCCUCGGAAGAAAACGUCCGGCAUUGGAUAACGAACCUCAUUACGAGAAUCGAUACAACAAUGGAAAAAGUGCCAAUGCAUACUGGAACGCAAGUGAUGUUCGUGCUGGCAGCUGGCAAGCGGUAUUUUCGGGUGCUACCGGAGCGACAUAUGGAGCCGACAACGUCAUGCAGAUGUACAUUCCCGGUCUAUUUGACCCGGCCGGUAGCGGCCCUGCCAUUGCAUGGUCAGACGAUAUCCAUCUUCCAGGAGCUAGCCAAAUGCAGCAUAUUCGAAACGUGGUCCUAGACCGCGGGAGGAAUAGCUAUUUUAGUCGGAUCCCAGCUCAAGGCAUCAUUGUCGGAGACGCGGGCACGAACGACCAGCGGGUGACGGCGACGAGAGAUACCAAGGGUAGUUGGAUCAUGGUAUACUCGCCGACUGGCCAGAACUUCUCGAUAGAUACAAGAAGCCUCUCUGGCUGUGAAGUACAAGCUAGCUGGUAUGACCCAGUGACAGGAGGUUAUGCGACUUUUGAGUACGCGCAAUGCGAUGGUCUUGGGUCUCUCAAACAGUUUAUACCUCCGCGAGUGGAUAGCCACACGGAUUGGGUGCUGGUCCUGGAGCUGUAG